AUGCCGACCGCCUUCUCGCCGCAGAUCAUCUCUUCUAUCAUCUUCGUCUUCAGCAUGUCGUCCAGCUCUUUCGUCGCCACGCUUCUCGUCGCCGGAUUGGCUCUCUCGUCGGCUCAGAUCGCCGUCAACGGACCAUUCUUGGGUAGAUACUAUGUGGCCGCGAAGCCGGUGCUCGCGCCAGGUGUCGCUCCACUAGCCGCUCCAGUUCUCGCUGCUGCGCCAGCUCUUGCUCCGGCUCCAGUCGUCGCUGCUGCGCCAGCUCUUGCUCCGGCUCCAGUCGUCGCUGCCGCGCCAGCUCUUGCUCCGGCUCCAGUGCCAGUUGCUGCCGCGCCGCCAGCUCCACUUUUGGCGCCACCAGUCCCACCAGUCGCCCCAAUUGUGCCAGCGUUUGCUCCACGACCAGUCCUCGCCGCUCCAGCGUUCGCCCCGGCUCCAGUGCCAGCUUUCGCUCCAGCUCCAGUCCCGGUCGCCGCUGCUCCAGCUCCAGUCCCGGUCGCCGCUGCUCCAGCUCCAGUCCCGGUCGCCGCUGCUCCAGCUUUCGCUCCAGCUCCACUCCCGGUCGCCGCUGCUCCAGCCAUCGCUCCAGCUCCACUCCCGGUCGCCGCUGCUCCAGCCUUCGCUCCAGCUCCACUCCCGGUCGCCGCUGCUCCAGCCUUCGCUCCGGCUCCAGUCGUGCCAGCCUACGCGCCAUUCGCUCGCACCGCUUUCCUCAUCGGGGGAAACAAGGCGAAGAAGGUCGACGUCUAA
Molecule: messenger RNA, 747 nt
Organism: Caenorhabditis bovis
Lineage: Eukaryota; Metazoa; Nematoda; Chromadorea; Rhabditida; Rhabditidae
Source: the annotation of a GenBank genome assembly